ACAUGUGUUUGUCAAAGCGUAUCAUUGAGGGAAGUGUUUGAAAGCAGGUUGACACGUUCAAGAAAUGAUGCAAAUGUGAGGUUGGCGGCAUUAGAGCUCCGAAGGCCACAGUCACCGACGCAAAAUGUCGACGUCGAACACCGACUCUCAUCAAUCCUUGAAAUUGGCCGUUGCCAUGGCUCUCCUCCGUUCUAAGCUCCUCCACAACACCAACCCUCCUCCUCCACAUUCCGACGCUCUUCGUUGGAAGCGAAAGGCCAAGGAGAGAAAACAAGAGCUUCUUAGGCUCAAGGAAGAUCUCAGGGAAGCCGAAGAUGGUUUACGACAUGAUCUCUUCCCGCCAAGCGCUUCUUGCAAGUGCCAUUUCUUCGAUGAUUUGGGGAAAUUGAGCCCCAAUCAGUUCGAACGUGGCUCUAAUCGCAACUUCAAUGAUGUUCUUCGCCGGAGAUUUCUCAGACAAGUGCGGUUGAAGGAACGAAGGAGAAAAAGAACGGAUGAUUCAAUCAAACAUAACCAUUAUUCAGAUAUAGUCUGCGAGGAUGAAACAGAACAACUUAGGGCCUCAAUUGAUUUUCUGGUGGAGCUUUGCGACACUGCUUCUCCUGUGGAGAACAGUAACUUCACAAACUGGUCACACCAAGCUGUUGACUUUAUUUUAGCUUCAUUGAAGAAUCUGCUAUCAGUGAGAAAGAAUGUGGAAUACAUUAAAGGAAUUAUCAACAGCUUAAUUAAGCAUUUGGUCAGAAGGUUGUGUACGCCCUUAAAAGGAGAUGAGUUACAUCAUUUGGAUGCUGAUCACCAGUUCUAUGUCCAGCACUUGAUCCGCAAGCUUGGAAGUGAUCCCUUUGUUGGACACCGGGCAAUACUCUCAGUUUCUCAAAGAAUUUCUUUGAUAGCUGAAAGUUUGCUUUUCUUGGAUCCUUUUGAUGAUGCUUUUCCAAAUUUGCAUGGUUGUAUGUUUGUGCUGAUCCAGCUUAUUGAAUUUCUGAUAUCAGACUACUUCUUGGUUUGGUCAAGAGAUGAAGGUUUUGACAACAUUUCAAAUUGCAGUGCUGUUUGUCGAGUGGGUGACAUCAAUUCUUCAUGCACGGAAAGCAUUAGAACUCUUGGAAAGCAGGAAUGGGCUUUAUGUUCUAUACAUGGAUAGGGUGACUGGGGAGUUGGCUAAACAUGUGGGUCAGGUUUCACUACUCCAGGAGCUCAACCCUGAUAUUAUUAAUAUCCUGUUCCAUUGACAAAAUUCUUUUGCAUAUUUUUCAGCACUGUAAACCACAUGCCUGAAUUUUUUCUUGUAAAUCUAUUUUUAGUUUGAAAAAUAGAGACGGUUCUGCACACUUGAAUAUUAGGAUCAUGUUCCUUUAACAAAAUUCAGAACCAGAGGACCUCAUUCUCUCUUAUCAUCAGUUUUCUCAGUAGAAACUAUAAUGAUAUUCUGUGUGGUUCUUUCAUUUAA
Messenger RNA from Vitis vinifera (wine grape), 1453 nucleotides. Its product is annotated as protein MULTIPOLAR SPINDLE 1. Gene Ontology annotation, biological process: meiotic spindle organization; meiotic DNA double-strand break formation. Lineage: Eukaryota; Viridiplantae; Streptophyta; Magnoliopsida; Vitales; Vitaceae. The coding region runs from base 125 to 1147 and encodes 340 amino acids. The transcript has 11 exons. The record is from RefSeq and is a predicted model, not a curated record.